UCUGGUAACACUUAGCAGAAGGCGGGAGCGUGGGUACAUUGAGCAUCAGUCGACCAAAUCUUCAGAUUAGUUUGUAGUUUCAUCCCAAAACAGUGGUCUGACGGCAUUUUAAGUUAGCAUUGCACCCGAGUUAGCCCGCCUCAUCACAGUUUUCAGCACGAUGACUCUUCCGCAAGCACAGCUGGACUUUUUCACGACGGCGACCAGUAUGCUGGAAUGGCAUUACAAUCUGGAGAGAAAUAAGCCGGGUCUGCUGGAACUGACCGGCGUUAGCCAGCAUGGGCGGGCCACGAUGAGCGGACUUAAUGACUACGAUUACCAGAGCCUGUCGUUUUUGAAAUCGGAUAGAACACAUAACCUACAACAAAUGCGAACGGUGACCAAGUCGGCUAUUCCCAACGAGAUUCUGGAGCACUUUAAGCACAUAAAAUGCCACUGCACCAUGGGCCUCUUUCCGGAAAUCGGACGUGCCUGGCUGACUAUCGAUUCGGAAAUCUACAUCUGGACGUUCAAUCAGACGAGGGAUGUGGCGUACUACGAUGGCCUCAGUCAUCUGAUCGUAAGCGUUGGCCUGGUGAAACCAAAACCCGGCGUCUUUGUGCAGGACGUCAAGUACCUCCUGGUUCUCACUACGCCCAUUGAGGUCAUUGUCCUGGGCGUGACAUUCGGUGAGAGCUCGUACAACGAAAUGCAGCUGAUGAACCGGCCAGUUUUUGUGAUUGGUACCGACAACGUGUCCAUCAGCGUCAUCAAAGGAACGGAUGACGGCCGCAUCUUUUUGGGCGGUCGCGAUGGCUGCCUCUAUGAAAUUUACUAUCAGGCCGAGUCCAGUUGGUUUGGCAAGCGAUGCAAGAAAAUAAAUCUCUCCCAAGGACUGGUCUCCUAUAUGGUUCCCAGUUUUUUGAAGGUCUUUUCGGAAGUGGAUCCAAUCGAACACAUUGAGAUCGAUAACAGUCGCAAGCUUCUCUAUGUCCUUACGGAAAAAGGUGUCAUUGAGGCUUGGGACAUCAGUACGAGUUACACGACAGCUCGAAGACUAGGUCGGAUUACCCAGAACGAUAUUACGAAUCAAGCAGUUAGUCUGAUCACGACUGUGGACCCGUCCAUUUUUAAAAGUGUGAAAGCCAUCUGCCCUCUGAGCGCCGACGAUGCCGACAAACUACAUCUUGUGGCCGUUACUCAGUGUGGUGUGCGGCUCUUUUUCUCCACAACAUCGCUAAAUGUGAAGCAACAAUUUGGUCCCGCGGUUCCUUGCAGUCCAGGUGAGAAUACAGGAUUCGGUCAGCCAGCAGUUCAGCCACCACUGUCUCCAAAUGCUGAGGCUCCUAAGGGACUUUAUCUGCUCCACGUGCGUCUACCACCCGGCUACACCCCAAAUGCCACCACCAACAAACCAAAGCAGGUCCAUGCCGCUCACUACACGGAGGGAACCAUGUUGAUGAUCACAACGCAACAGCAUGAACAGGAUCUCCUCUGGUCGCUCAGCUCUGCCCCAUCGGUUAACUUUACCUACCUGGUGGAGUCGACGGCUCUGGAGAGCCUGGAUGGAGUUGUUUGGGGAUUGGCUGAGGUACAUGAACCGUCGACGCCACAACGAAAGUCACCCUUAAAUAGUGCCCGACACGCCCGCAAAGUAGCCCUGCUCACCAACCAAGGCACACAUAUCAUAGAGGUGCUUAAAAUGGUGGACGUACUGCGUCAGAUCCUUCUGUCGUGCAAUGGCCCACACCACGAGGAGGUGAAGAUGUUCUUCCAGUCGCAGAAUCAGCGAGAGGCAUGUGUCACGGCUCUGCUGCUGGCCACAUCGGAUACUUAUCGUGGCAGUGACGUUGCUUUGUGGGCCGCCCAGGCGUUUAUGCUGUACGGCGGAGAGCCAUGCUAUCAGCAUCAAAAGUUCCUGAACGCCAGCAACCGCAAUAUGGCUAAUCAAACUCUAGGCCCGAAUACGACGAAUGUAAGGGAGCGUCAAUCCAUGUUUAUGUCCACGCCAAUGCCGAAUAGCGUGGCAAAUAGUCCGGUUGGUUUUCCUGGAUCGCAGUUCAAUCAGCCCAUAAGUCCAAUUGGAAAUAUGCAGCCACCACAGGUGGCAGUUAGUAACGAGAAUUCCCCAAUCGUUUUCUCGGCCAAACACGACGGACUUUACAUGUAUGUCUCCCGCAUGCUGCAUUCUGUUUGGCAAAUGCGCUGUGUAAAUGAGCAAUUUUGCUCUAAUCUAAGUCAGAGUGAGUGUGCCCUCUUGCUAUCCGAUCUGCGUUCCCUGCGUAGCUUUCUGGAAGUGCACUCUGUGCACGAUAUUUCCUCGACUACUCGAGUGUCAUUUGAUAACCAUUUGGAUAGAACCAAUUCAUAUAACACCAUCAUGAUGGGCAACACUUUGCUGCCAAUUCCUGAGCAACGCGUAUUGUCCGAGCAGGCUCAAGUAGAGGAAACACGUUCGCUUUCCGCUCUCAACCUAUUUGUCAAACAUGCAUGUGAGGUUAUAUCGCUGUGGAACAUCCUAAACUCGCAUUCCUUCCAGCUGAUAUGCGUGCAACUCAGUCCGGAACAUCAGAAGUUGUUGACAUGCUCCACCUUCCGGGAUCUUCUGAUUACACGUUCAGAGGUCUGCGCAUUCUUGAUCAUCUCGCUGAUCAAUCUGUAUCUGAAGGACGCGGCGGGAGUGUCUGAAGUGUCCAAGAACUUACGUGAGAACUGCCCCAACCUAUACAGGCAUGAGGAUGACGUGACCUACAAGGCCACCGAGUUGUUGAUGAAUGCAAAGAAUUGCACUUCGGCAACCGAAAAGGAACAUAUGCUGCGAACCACCCUGCAUAUGUGCAAGGAAGCUGCUCCCACAUUGCCACUGCAUAGUAUUUGCAUGCAAUUCAUAUCGGCUGACUUCUUUGAGGGAGUGAUCGAGCUUUCGGCUGUUUGUGCCUCAAAAAGUGAUCCAGAGGAGGUUGGUGUUCAUUUCUAUAACAAUGGGGAACCCGCCGAUGAUCGCGAGGGUUACACUUGCUUUGCCACAAGGAUGGCCUACUACAAGGAAGUGCAACUUAUGCUGGACCAUAUCUACCAGAGAGUAUGCAACAAGACGCACGUUCAGGAUAAGUCUAUAAAUCCACUUAAAGGUACGGCUAAAGCGUCCGAUGCAAAAAACGGUGCUACGCAAACGAUUCCAAAAAUAGUGGCCCAUACCCUAAAGGUGAAAGACCCGCUCAUUCAUAUAACGCUCUACGAAUGGCUGCUGGCCCACGACAUGCUCAAAGAGCUUUUAGACGUGGUUGAGCCGUCAUUAGGAGAGUUCUUGCGGCGCAGUGUGUCGCAAAAUGUAGAUAAUGUCGUUCUUAUCGAUUUGCUGUGGAAGUACUACGAAAAGAAUAGCCAUCAUUCCCAGGCAGCCCAUAUAUUGGACAAUUUGGCUAUGACACGCAGUGAAAACAUUAAUCUGGAGCAGCGCAUUGAGUACUUGGUGCGUGCUGUUAUGUGUAUGCGAAAUGGUAACGUUGGCUCUUCAUUAAGCAAUGGAAUAUUCCUGAAAGAGCUAGAGGAUAAGCUGGACAUCGCACGAGUUCAAAAAUCAGUGCUUGCCGCGAUGACAGAGUUGGCUAGCGAUAAGCUGGAGGCAGCUACGGCUGUUAAGGAACUAAACUAUGCGUUGUACGACAUAACUCAGCUAUACCAGCACUUUGCGGAGCCCUUCGACCUUUGGGAGUGCCAAUUGUCCAUACUCAACUGCUCGCAUCACAACGACCCCCUACUGAUCGAGUCCGUUUGGGGCCAGAUUAUCAACAGCGUUGUGGAUAAGCCGGGCACAACUAGUGAGCGCUGCAAUAGGUUAUUCACGAAAAUCGAAAUCUUGGUAAGGGAGUAUGGCGAGUCUGGAGUUUGCUUUCCCUUUGCCUUUCUCAUAAGGGAACUGGAAGUUAAAGCCUGCCAACUGCGAUUUCCCGAGGGCAUAGUGCCGGAAAAACUGGUGAGUAUGAAUUUGGACAUUGAACUGCUCCUGGAAUACUAUUCGAGAAUGAUUUCAAUGAACGAACGAGUGUGGGCCAACGAGGGUAAUGAGUGGCAUUUAAUACAAUCCGUCAUACGAGUGGUCUCGCUUCUGGCAGACAACGCACAAUCUAUUUGGUACCGGUCAAAACGACGAAUUGUUGGCAAGGCUCAAGACAUAGUGGCCGGCUGCCUGAAUAUUUGCUACCAAAAGCCCGACACUAAUCGUCUUCAACAUUCACUCAAGGAACUUCAGAGUCAGCUGCAGCGGUUGUUGAUUUAAAGCCGUCGGCCUGCGUUAUUUUAAUUAAAUUUUUGAAAGUGCUGGACUAGACGUUAAGUUUGACUGAGAUAUAUAUUGUAUUUGUAUUAAACAUGUUAAAUAAAUUGAUUUCCCCACAGAUCGUUGUUCGGAUUCCGAGAUGGCAUGUAACUCAUGAGGUGUCCAUCAUUUUUAGAUGAGCUUCCGUCAGAAUGCACUUCGUCAUGUGACAGGAGCAAGGCACUGGAUGCUCCUCUGUGUUGGGGUCUAGCAAAUCCACCUCCAGAUUGUAUUUACGCAUAUCGGCAGCACUGCGCUUCAUUGUGAUUUGAAAUGCAAUGGGUGACUUCUCCUCCAGAUUUUCGCAGGAUUCCUCGGGCAGGACGACUACACACUGCUUCCAAUGCGUUGGCGGGGAUAGCGGCGAUGUGCUUAGAACAAAAUCUUCGCCAGGAAACUGUACAUCGAACCAAAUGCAGAAGCCCUGGUGAUUGCCCGCCUUCUGGGCUGUUAUUACCUCCUUGAACUGAAUGCUGUCCAAAUCGCUGGCUUCCACAUCCAGCAGAUUCAUCCAGUGAAAGACGACGCCCUCGUGCAGAAGAUCUUGCGGAUUCAGCUGUGUAAUCUCCGGUCGGGAUGACUUUUGGGUUCUGAGUUUUCUGGCAAACGUGUCCAUUUUGAUGCCGUCCACGUUGUGCCAAUCAUCGAAGAGCGAUGGUACCGAGCAGGGUGCCACGAAAAUUGUGCACUCGCUGGGGAACAGGAGUCCACCCUCCUUGAGGAACUUGUCCCGGGCCAGGAGAACCGAGUCCAACAUGCCCUCGUGCAGCAGGUAGAAGCCCAUCCACUCGGACACAAUGAUGUCCACCUUUUCCGCCUCGGCAGGCAGUACGAAUUCCUCAACACGCGACUGGAUCACCUUCACCACGUUCGUCAGGCCGUUAUCCUCAAUCAAAUCCAGCGCAACUUUGGUGGCCACAUUGGAUGCUUCUACGGCGUAGACCAAACGGGCUCCUGCUUUCGCACAAAAGGCGGACAGAAUCCCUGUGCCGGCACCAACAUCCAUUACGAUCUUGUCCUUGAACAGAUCCUUAUUCCCCAAUAUCGCAUUGUAGUAGGCUUCUUGCCGAGGACGAUCCUUCAGCAUGAGCUCGUGGAUCUGUAGUUUGGUCACUAUGAGUAC
Molecule: messenger RNA, 5420 nt
Organism: Drosophila melanogaster (fruit fly)
Lineage: Eukaryota; Metazoa; Arthropoda; Insecta; Diptera; Drosophilidae
Gene: Nup154
Product: nucleoporin 154kD
Exons: 12
Coding region: 161-4258 (1365 amino acids)
Biological process (GO): nucleocytoplasmic transport
Cellular component (GO): cytoplasm; nucleus; chromosome
Molecular function (GO): structural constituent of nuclear pore
Source: RefSeq, marked reviewed